UGAUAAGGAUGUCAGCAGGCCAGUUGGUCUGAUCAGCUAAGGAGCAGGCGACAGGCGACACUGCUGAAUCUUUAGGCUUACAAAAGGGAACCAGACCAGAGGAAGGGCACAGUCAGGUGGCGGUGUACGUACCGUAUCAGAAGACUGCAUUGGGAUUGGAAUCCAGCGGGACCAAACCCAAACCUGAUCUGGAGGAUCGUGUACUAUACUCUCUCCAUCUUCUCCUGCCAAGAGCAGAUAACAUGAAGCUGUUGCUGAUCAUUUCGCUGUUCUUCGGCGCUCUUAUUGGCGCCCAUGCCGAGGUGUCUAAUAACUUUGACAACUGCAAGAAUUAUUUUUAUAAGCAGCAAAUCCCCCGUGGGUUUGAAGGCAUUGCUAAGGCAGAUCUAUUUGAUCGUAAUGAUUUACCAGAUGGGAUCAUUGUAAAUGACCUGGGUUCUCCAGCCUAUAUCUGCCAAACAUUUGACAGUACAUCUUGGUUCGCCACCUUAUAUGACAGAGGAAGACUUAUGCCCCUGUACUCGGCCUACAUCCUGGAGUCUGGCAAAUCUUCAGAAAUAUGCAAACGACAUGAUGCUUUCAGUUUAGAGCCUCAGUUGGUUUAUCGAGGCGUGGAUAAAAACAUGAAGUUUAUUGACGAAGCAAAAAGACAACUGAAGGCAUAUAACAAAGAACACAACAUUGAGGAACAAAAGCCAAAAAACAGGCCCAUAUUUCUCCUACAAACAAGUCAGGCUAUUGAUGAGGACUAUACAAAAGUCAGGGAGGUGGGAUAUGGUAGAGGGCAUAUAAAUCCAUGUGGGCACCAAACUGCCCACAAGGAAGGGUAUAAAGCGACUUUUACCCUGACUAAUGUAGUACCGAUAGUAAAUGAGUUAAAUAAUAAUUAUUGGAGUAAGUAUGAAAAAGAGAUGAUUAAUAUGGCAGAACAAUGUACACGCAUGUAUGUAAUAACCGGAAUUGUGCCCGGAAAUGUACCAAUCGGGGAGUCACGAUUAACCUCUCCGACUCAUGUGUGGAACGCCUACUGCUGUGUAGAUAACAAUGACAAACCAAUGAAGUCUGGAGCUGCACUUGCUGACAACAAGAACGAUAGUAAAGUGGAGCCAUAUAACAUACUUGAUUUUCAGUCUAAAUUGCAAAGUCUUCUUAACGUUAACAUUGAGUUAUUCAAGGAUGGUUGUAUGAAAUAAUGUGCUGUAUGUCCAACCAAUUUUGUGA
Messenger RNA from Hyla sarda, 1221 nucleotides. RefSeq names its product endonuclease domain-containing 1 protein-like. Gene Ontology annotation, molecular function: metal ion binding; nucleic acid binding; hydrolase activity. The record is from RefSeq and is a predicted model, not a curated record. Lineage: Eukaryota; Metazoa; Chordata; Amphibia; Anura; Hylidae. Bases 243 to 1193 code for a protein of 316 amino acids. The transcript has 3 exons.